UUACAACGGCGCCCGGGCGCGAUUAAUCGAGCACCCUCAAUGUUACAUGAGCAGCCAGAAAAACUGCCUAUGAACGCACACUUUGGAUGCGACACAACUAUGCCGGAAUAGAGACAAUUCGCUACAGCAUGCCUACAUAUUUUAUUUAAGGCUCAUGCUGAUAAAAAAAAUAUAUCUGCAGACAGCAGGAGCACAGGCACGCCUGACUCUCUCUCAGACAUCCCUCCCAUGUGAUCUCACAGGCUUCCUCCCUCCACUCCAGUCAGGAUCCAGCCUUUCAGCCGGCAGCAGCUAAUGAGUCUUUGUGUGGCUAGGGUGAGUAAGACAGAGAGGAGGAGUUAGAGAGGAAGGGAAAGGGAUAGUUAAAGAGAGAGUGCCUAUCUUCAUUUAACAAUAAACAUAUGGUACCGGCAGUGGCAGUCAGGGCUGGGAAAUGUACAAGUCUCUCUGUGUCUCUCCCUAUCUCUCCCUCUCAGCCGGCACUCGUGCCCUCAGAGUUGCAGGGUCGCAGUAAGUCAGUGGACUAAAGCAAAAUGGGAGCCCUUUAUUUAUCAUGUUUCACCUCUUUUUGAGUGCUUCAUUUAGAUUUUGCUCCCAAGUCUCACUGUGAGAAGGGGGUCAAAGGAGACGGAAAACACGCCAGUGGACACAGGUGCAGUGGCGGAGACGGAGAGGAGGGCCAUGAGCGGAAUACUUAAGAGGAGGUUUGAGGAGGUGUCCUCCUCGCCAUGCUCCUCGUUGCGGGAGUCUGAUUACGAGGUCUCCUGCAGCGAGAGCGGGGACAGCAGCGACAGUGUCAACCCCUCGGCCUCGGGCACGUUCACCCCUGAUUCCAUACUGAAGCGAGAGAAGCGUGUGAGGACGAGGAGGGUGCACUUUGACAACGUGACGGUGUACUACUUCAGCCGGCGCCAGGGUUUCACCAGUGUGCCCAGUCAGGGAGGCAGUACGCUGGGCAUGUCCAACAGACACAGCUGUGUCAGGCAGUUCUCCCUGGGAGAGUUUGCCCUGGAGCAGGAGAGGAUCCACAGAGACAUGCUCCGAGAUCAUCUGAAGGAGGAGAAAAUCAACUCCAUUAAACUCAAGCUGACUAAGAACGGUACAGUGGAGUCGGAGGAGGCCAACACGCUCACGGCUGAGGACAUCUCUGACGAUGACAUUGAUCUGGAAAACACGGAGGUGGAUGAGUACUUCUUCCUCCAGCCCCUCACCACGAAGAAGCGCCGGGCUCUGCUGCGGACCUCGGGGGUGAAGAAGAUUGACGUGGAGGAGAAGCACGAGCUGCGGGCCAUCCGGUUGUCCAGGGAGGACUGUGGCUGCGACUGCAGAGUGUUCUGUGACCCAGAGACAUGUGCGUGCAGUGUAGCAGGAAUCAAAUGCCAGGUGGACCGCAUGUCUUUUCCCUGUGGCUGUACCAAGGAGGGCUGUAGCAACGCGGCCGGCCGGGUGGAAUUUAACCCCAUCCGUGUACGGACCCACUUCCUGCACACCAUCAUGAAGCUAGAGCUGGAGAAGAGCCGCGAGCAGCAGCAGGCCUCCUCUGCCAAUGGUUACCAUGGCGAAAGCAACGGCCACAGCCACGGCAACCCGCUGGUCCAGACCCAACAUAGUCUGGAGUACUCUCUGACAGACCCAACACUCCAACAGUCUGCCAUCAUGCACCUCCAGACAGCUGAAAACAUGGAAGAGCCUCUAGAUGAUGAGGAUGAGGACGAUGAGGAGAAUGAGGAGGAUGAGGAGGACGAAGAGGACAACAGCAGUUUAUGCAGCGGACUGUCUGACUCCAGCACUCGGAGCUUGGCUAACAGUGACUCUGAGGAAGAGGAGGAUGAGGAUGAGGAGAAGUCGGAGGACUUUGAGGAUGGUGUGAGCACGCCGCCUGUGUCCCACACAGAGGUUGUCCCUCUGUCCUCUGUGUUGUGUUACUCUGAUGGCACCGUGGCACAGGACAACCACAUUGAAAAGCACAUGAAUGGAAACUCUUAUUUACUCAGCUCCCAAGCCGAGUAUUAUCAGCAGGAGAACCCCAGUGCUGUUGCCUCUGCCAACGGGACGGCCAGCCAACCCAGUGAAACUUACGGAGAGGCCUUAUCAUUCCCACACCCAGUUAGCACUAGCAGCGGGGCCAUGACACAAGGACCAUUCAACAUGGCCGCCGACAAGGCAGAGCAGUACACAGACUACCCCCAACAGGCUGAGGAACAGUACACCAAUCAACACUUUACCCUGACCAACGGCAGAGCAGCAACCACUGCCAUGGGCUGCUGCACACCUGACCUGGAAAACAACAUGGUCCAAUCUAAAGGAACAUUCCCUGAGCAGCCUGGGGGCAUUAGCCAGAUGGAGUUCCACAACAACUACCUGAACAAUAAGAGCUCCCAGAAAGGCUACGGUAGUAAUGGGAAGUGUUUUGUAACAGAGCAGCCAAAGGAAGUGUCUAGUGCUAAUGAUUUGUCUGAAGGGCCUUCUCUAGCAGACAGUACAAAGACCUCUGCAUUAGCAGAGAAUCUCCCCCAGGUCGCACCAGUUUAGUGGGCCUAGCUCACCUGUCUGUAGACUUCAUGUUGUCUUUUCUUAAUGAACGACCCACUGGGCACAGUUCAAUGUCAACUAACGUGAAUUCAAUGUGAAAUCAACAACAAAUGUUACCAUGUCAUUGGAUUUAGGUUAAAAGCUGGGUGAAAGAGAAGACUAAAUGCCCUUACAUUGAUUCUUUUUUGAAAAUCCAAUCAGUUUUCGACAUUGAUUCAAUGUCAUCGCAUAGAUUUUGGGGUUGAAAUGACGUGGAAACAACGUUGAUUCAACCAGUGUUUGGCCCGUGGGAAGGCUGACCAAGUGUUGAAGAUCUUUAUGGCCUUUAAUUUGAACUAAACUUUCCAAGUAAUUCGCAAGACCAGACAUUACAUUGACAUUAUUAAGCUAAAGGUUCCAUGAUGAGAAACAUUUCUAAUUAACCCCCUGAUUUCUAAUAUUCUAAAGUGCAAGAUGGAAUCAGUCAACAAAAACUGCAAGCUAUAAGCCUGUGCAAUGUAUCUCGUAAUUUUAAAGGUAAAGAUUUAAGCAUAUAUUGUGAGUGGGACUUUUCUAUGUUUGUGUCAAAUGUGUAAAAAAAAUAUUGUCACAGUUUAUUUAUUGGUUCUGAAGUAUAUGUAUACUUAUGUUUUGAUAACUAUAAAUGCAUGUUCUUUUGGGUCUUUCAAUGGCAUUUAUGAGAAUUUGACCAUGGUCAAUUUGGGUUGAUAAAAUCUGUAUCAAUGUACUGUACAAACCUUAUUAUUGUGUUGUCACAUCCAUGCUUUUAUAUGGUCUGGAAAAGCUUGAAACAGACUACCACUUGUAUUUAUUUAUUUUGAAUUAUAAUGCCAAGAGCAUCAUUUCAUUGGAAACAUUAAAGUUAAAAGGAUUCACACAGUAGAUGUUUAGACUACUAAUGUAGUACUUUGACAGCUCUCAAAGACCAUAUACAACUAUCAAAUAUAUGGGAACAACAGGACAAUAAUAUGAUCAGUAAAUCAUAUUUCAUGGGGCUUAAUUUCCAAUAAAUAUGUCAUAAUAAACAAUACGUAACUCUUCGAAACUGGGGACAACAUUUGUAUUGCUGGGUUGGACAGGGAAAUUAUUUCAAGUACAUAUUUGCACAGACAUUCCAUUCUCUUAUGACAACGGACAGUAAAUACCUGAAGAGAUUGUUUGUACAGAUAAGAACGUUAUUGUGUGACACAGAAGUGUGAAGCGCAAUAAUAACAGGAAAUGCAAAGCAACCCUUCGAAGGUCUUAAUGAAAGCCAUGUCAUACUCUCGAGAGCCACAUCAGGCAUUUAAGGUCGGACAAUCAAGUAAGCCUAUGAUUCAUAUCAGCGCCAAGUUAGAGAAUGACUGAUCAGCCUGAGACAUUGGGAGAAAAGUAUGAUUUGCAGAAAAUCUGUAAAUAACAUUGAAAUAACUUACAAGGCCAUUGAACAGAAUGCUCCAGAUUUGUAUUGCUACAACUGUAUUAAAACGUUAGGGACAGCCUUUACAAUGAAAUACCAACAUUCCCUCCCCAUUAAAGGAGUGGGCAGCCCUGCAUGUAUCCCUGUCCUCUAAGUCUGCACCGUGUCUCUAUUCAACCAACACUACUUGAUUUGUGAUUCUGCACCUGACUGAAACAUAAAGUAAUAAUGUUACCUCACCUCAUUGGCAAACAAAGUGCAUCCAGCUGUCAGCCAAUCAGUGCUACUGUAUGGACUAUACAGUAGCACUGCCAAAGUAUUUAAGGGAAGGCAAGAUACAGUAACAUUGCAUCCAAUUGAGUAAUUCUGCUGUGUUUAUGAUUUUCAGUAUUUAUUAUGAAUGAUAUAUUGAAAUGUGUAUUUAUUGUGCUUUACUGAACUGUCUGUAUUGGAUUAAAACAUGUUUCUGUCUAAAAUGUUGCUUGUUUCAUGAUGGUUGUGAGUUGUACAGCUCCAUGUGCCUGAUUUCAUUAUAUCGCUUACUAUAAUGUGAAACAGAUUACUUUUUGUACGGAAUGGUAUAAAUGCUUCAAUGUGUUUUGGUUUCUUAACGUUAGAUAAAGCCAAAAUGUUAUGCCAUUUUUUGUUGCGUUUUUGCUUUAACAAUACAUGACCUUUAAAUAAAAUGAAA
Salvelinus fontinalis (brook trout) is the source of this 4622-nucleotide messenger RNA. RefSeq names its product cysteine-serine-rich nuclear protein 3 (gene csrnp3). The record is from RefSeq and is a predicted model, not a curated record. Gene Ontology annotation, molecular function: sequence-specific DNA binding; DNA-binding transcription factor activity, RNA polymerase II-specific. The transcript has 7 exons. NCBI's taxonomy places the organism in Eukaryota, Metazoa, Chordata, Actinopteri, Salmoniformes, Salmonidae. Gene Ontology annotation, cellular component: nucleus. The coding region runs from base 682 to 2532 and encodes 616 amino acids. Gene Ontology annotation, biological process: regulation of transcription by RNA polymerase II.